UGAUGUUAAAUUCGUCACAGCGGCCGAGCGCGGUGGCAUUUUUAUGGUCGCGCGCACGGGCGCAUCCACUGUAAAAUCAAAACAACGCGGACGGUCCGCUCUGUGACGCAAGCGCGACUCAAUCGCUCAUUGGCCAGGAGAAAGUCAGAAAGGACAUCGGACCAAAGAUUGUAUACAAACACCGCUCCUGUCCUCCGAUCAGAUUGGAAACAAACAUGAUGAGCGGAUCAGAUGAAAGGUUAGCCGAAGAAGUCCGAAAAUACCGGAAUUUAUAUGAUUACUCGCAUCGGGAUUAUAAAGAUUCCAAGAUGGCUGCACACUCGUGGCAAGAAAUAGGUAGGACUCUGUGCUUGGAAGAGCAAUUCUGCCGAAGCAAGUGGAAAAACCUACGGGAUAGAUAUGUUAAAGCAAAAAGGAAAGUAAAACCAAGGAGUGGAGAUCCCGGUAGAGAAAACGAGAAACCUAUUUUUCAAUGUCUUUCAUGGCUAUCUGAGUUUGUUAAACAUCGGGAAGGAGAGCCGAAGUUUUCGCAUUCACUGGAAUCUCAAGAAGAGCAUGAUGGCCUGAUGGUUUCAGUUUCCGCACACCAUUUGAGCAAAAGCCCUGUCAUGUGUAGUGAAGAGCAACCCAUGUCAUCUACCCACGUCACAUCGCCAUUGCCAAGCCAGCCCAUGUUGUCAGAUAAGGUGAAGCAGGUAUUUCUAACUGCUAGUGGACAGCAAUCUGAAACCACCUCCAUUUCAAGUACAUCUGCCUUCAUUCCUGUACCAUCUUUCACAAACAUUACACCUCAAGAGACGGGUUCCCCCCUGCAUGACAUUGGACAGGCCGGACAACAGAAGCGGAAACUCGAUGCACCAGAUGACCCGAUGGUUAAACGCCUUGAAGAACUUGCAGGCGAAAAAGGAACUCUUAACACACAGCCAGAUGAGGACAGUCAUUUCUUCUUUGCUAUAGCGGAUUUAGCAAAAAGAUUACCACCACACCAGAGAAAUCUGGCCAAACUCAAGGUUCACCAGAUGAUUUUUGAAAUGGUGGAGGAGUAUGAGGACAGCCGCUUCUUUUUUGCCAUGGCAGAUUUAGCAAAAAAAUUACCACCACGCCGCAGAAAUUUAGCAAAACUCAAGAUGCAUCAGAUGCUUUUUGAAAUGGUGGAGGAGUAUGAGGACGGACAAGAGAGGGUGGCCACACCCAAGCCAGAAACCUGAUGCCGUGUUCUCCGAUUUGUUCAUUUUAAGAAUUUUUAUUGUUGUGUAUUUGUAAAAUACGUGAACAGUCUUGCUUGUGCAGAAUAAAACAGAAGUCUCAAUCAAUCAGUCAAUCAAUCAAUCAAUCAAUUUACUGAUGACAGACAAAGACACAGGGUACAUGUCACUUGCACAUUCCCCCGUAAAGCAUGAGUCAAAUGGUAUGGUCAAAUAACCACAAACACAGCUGACAGCAGUUGCAGGGCAUGUGACUUGCAGACAUUGCGUGUAAAGUAUAUUCACACAAACACUCUUACAUGUCAUCUGAUUAACGUUGGUAAUAUUGUGCGCACGCUUAUAUGAACACAUGGUAUAUUCUCAGUGUAUCAAAAUGAAGUUAGGGGGAAAAAAUGAAACGUGUAACUAACACCAUAUACCUGUCUUAUUGUACUGUAAAUACAUAAUGCAGAGUAACAUACAGUAGACUGCUCAUUUUUAAUAUAACAUGCAUACCACAAUUAAAUGUGACUUGCAAACCAUGAUAGAAUGGGAAGUCAUGCCAACUGCCUUGCUGUCUUCAUGCAAAUGGUUCAUUUUAUCAUCCAACAGAGAAUGAAACAGAGAGUGGCAAGUGGAAAUUGUUCCUGUUACAUAUACAUAAAGAUUGAAUAUUGACUAGAAUUUGAAUUGAUUGUUGUUCACUAUGUGGAUUAAUAAAAGACUGAUGUUACUUA
Paramormyrops kingsleyae is the source of this 1921-nucleotide messenger RNA. RefSeq lists its product as uncharacterized. Lineage: Eukaryota; Metazoa; Chordata; Actinopteri; Osteoglossiformes; Mormyridae. Gene Ontology annotation, cellular component: transcription regulator complex; nucleus. The record is from RefSeq and is a predicted model, not a curated record. Gene Ontology annotation, biological process: regulation of transcription by RNA polymerase II. Gene Ontology annotation, molecular function: DNA binding.